AUUAAUGUUCUCGCAAGGUCUCUCGAUAUAGACUACCUGAGCUACGGUGCCCUCCUCACCGGUCUCAAGAGCGCCUCUGUCCACGACGCCGUUGCAGAGCGAGGCUAUGAUAUACAAACCAACUUCCUCGGCAUCCCGCCCCACCUCGGAUUCUUCUCGCAAUGGGCACCUUCUCACACGCGCCGCGUCGAGGUGUCCAUGUUCGUAAGAUGGGCGCAAUUCUUUGUGUGGGCUCUGUCCUAUGCAUUGGUCUGUAGGCUGCUGGGAGGAGGAACGAGCUUGCUGAGGCGGCAAUUUUUGCGAGUUUCAUCUUUCUUCAAGCUGCGAAAAUUUGGGUACAUAUGUACCGUAUAUUGGAAACCGUCCCUAUAG
Molecule: messenger RNA, 372 nt
Organism: Colletotrichum paranaense
Lineage: Eukaryota; Fungi; Ascomycota; Sordariomycetes; Glomerellales; Glomerellaceae
Exons: 2
Source: RefSeq, a predicted model, not a curated record